Phaeoacremonium minimum UCRPA7 is the source of this 1017-nucleotide messenger RNA. Its product is annotated as putative atp phosphoribosyltransferase protein. Gene Ontology annotation, cellular component: cytoplasm. Gene Ontology annotation, biological process: L-histidine biosynthetic process. The record is from RefSeq and is a predicted model, not a curated record. The transcript is spliced from 3 exons. Lineage: Eukaryota; Fungi; Ascomycota; Sordariomycetes; Togniniales; Togniniaceae. Gene Ontology annotation, molecular function: ATP phosphoribosyltransferase activity; magnesium ion binding. The coding region runs from base 1 to 1017 and encodes 338 amino acids.
AUGGAUGGAAGAAAGGCGCUAACAUCUGAUAAAAGCCUAGAGGGGCGACUGCUGUUCGCCGUGCCCAAGAAGGGCCGACUGCAGCAAGCUGCCCUUAACCUGCUUGAAGGCGCAGACAUCCAGUUCAGGAGAGAGAACCGCCUCGACAUUGCCCUCGUCAAGAACCUCCCUAUCGCGCUGGUCUUCCUCCCCGCUGCCGACAUCCCUACGUUUGUGGGCGAAGGCCGUGUCGACUUGGGCAUUACCGGUCUGGACCAAGUGCAGGAGCACGAUGCUGGCACACGCAUCAUUGCACGGGCCCGGAGGAUAUCUGGCGAAUCCACGCCACAGGACAGCAAUGCCACGACAAGCUGCGUGACGGUUAUGGACCUCGGCUUCGGUGCUUGCAAGCUCCAGGUUCAGGUGCCGGUGAAGGGGCAGUAUGUUGAUCCCAAGGAUCUGGUGGGGAAGAAUAUUGGCACAAGCUUCGUCCACCUCGCCUCUGAGUACUUUGCCCGUCUGGAGCUAGAGCAGGACGCGGCGAACGGCGCAGAGGCGCCAGUCCAGUCGAAGAAGCUACGGACCAACAUCGUUGAGCUUACUGGCAGUGUUGAGGCUGCUUGUGCGCUUGGCGUUGCCGACGGUAUUGUCGAUCUAGUUGAAUCUGGAGAGACCAUGAGAGCCGCCGGUCUCAAGGCGAUUGACACAGUGGUAGACUCUUCAGCCAUUCUCAUCAAGUCAAGCUCACCGUCAAAUCCCGACAUGGUGGACCUGAUCGCCUCACGAAUUCAGGGUGUCAUCACCGCCCAGAGAUACGUCCUCUGCCAAUACAACGUCGAGCGAUCACGACUUCCCGAGGCGACAAAGAUUACCCCUGGCAAGCGUGCUCCGACUAUCACACAGCUGCAGGAGGACGGAUGGCUGGCUAUCAGUGUCAUGGUGGAGAAGAAGAAGAUUGCGCCUGUCAUGGACGACCUGGUCAAGGUCGGCGCUACGGAUAUCCUGGUGCUGAAUAUUCACAACUCACGAGGCAGCUAA